Diprion similis is the source of this 2748-nucleotide messenger RNA. Its product is annotated as protein brambleberry-like. The record is from RefSeq and is a predicted model, not a curated record. Bases 401 to 2413 code for a protein of 670 amino acids. NCBI's taxonomy places the organism in Eukaryota, Metazoa, Arthropoda, Insecta, Hymenoptera, Diprionidae. The transcript is spliced from 9 exons.
AGCAAAGUCGAAAUCUGUCGGUAAAACAGUGUCAAAAAUUUUCCGCCACAAGCAGUUUUUAAUUUUACUAACCGAUGGCGUUCUGGUCGGCCAGGUGUCCGUUGAAGUUUCAGUUUGAAUUAAGUUUAAAAGGCCGAGGUAGAAAAAGCAACAAGACAAACAUCGUUACGUUCGCGUGAACGUUGGUCAUUGGUUUUCGUUGAGUAAACUUAUUAAUUAUUCAGAUUGAUAUGCUAAUAAUCAACGGAUUACACGACAAUACUCUACUGGUAUUUUACUUUAAACAAUAAGUAGCAAUCGGCGUGUGUGCUCAAUAUUUUCUCUCGACAAAUACGUGCUUCUAUUUCGGUCACCGAGUGAGAAAUGUUACUCAAUUCUAUUUGUAUAUGUUUAUUUAAAAAUGAGACAGUCGUGUUUCUUUAUUCUACUUUUUACCGUCUUGGCGUGCCAAGAUGGAAAUGCUUCGAUACUUGAUUGGGUCUGGAGUAAAAAUUCUGAGGAAUCAAAUGACGUCGUGCCAUCCGACGGCAUUCCCUUGGUCUCCAUCCCUUAUGAAUCCAUGACGGACGAUGAGAAGUUUCUCCAGGAGGCUGCAAAGUUUUCAGAAAUUCAAGUUUCCUCAGCGCUGGAUACUUGUCAGCACAAAGUCGUCAUGAAAAUAAAAACGUCAUGCAGUGACAUGACUGAGGAAGAACUUGCCAAGAUGAGUGUCAGCUUAUUGAAUUGUCAGUCUGCUGCCGAAGGGAGAAAAUUGUUUCCCUGCAACGAGGAAAUGACACUAAGACAAUGCACGACGGAAAUGGAUCCAGAUAUGUGGAAUGCGUAUCAUCUAAUGAGCAACAGAGCAAGAGCUGUAUGUUAUGCAGCUAGAAAUAUUCAGUUUCGAGCUUUAACUGAAAUUACAGUAAAUAAACUGAUGAAUACUGCACAUUCGCAAAUCAAAGCGAUGGGCUCUCUAAAGGAAAGUCAAGAACGUCUUGAAGAGCAAACUGUAGAUGCCUUGAAUUCCGUUGCAACUGGCAACAAGGUUUUACUUGAACAACAGGAAUCGUUGAAGGAAGCCCAAUCCUCUGCUCAUAGUCUGGUGACCAGGAAUCUUCAGAUAUUAAACAACGAAAAGGCUCUCAUCAGGUCUGGCCAUGCACAGCUACUUGCAAUGACGGAUGACAUCAGGAAGAAAUUAGAGAAAGCAAGCCAGGAACUUGCAGAUCAUUCUACGGAACGGAAUGAGAAUCAUCAGGAGGUUUUAGCUGAUUUGAAGAAUAUGCAAGAACAAGCUCAUCAGAUUUGGGAUAGAAUUGAAUCCAGUACCAACCAAAUAUUGGAGCAGAAUAUGGAGGCCGCUGAACAAUAUGAGCAAACUUUGAAACAACUUGAUCAAAUAAACCAAACUGUUCACUUUCUGUUAGACUUGACCAAUACAUUGAAAGCUGAAGUUGACCAAAAACUUGGUUGGAUUACAAAUUACAUUGGCGACACUGGGGAUCAAUUUGAAAAAGUCUAUCGCACUGGAUUGCAUGCUAUAUACUUACUCAUAGCCAUGAUUGUUGCGUCUUUCUUGCAAGCACCUUUUCUAACUAGAUUUACUAUAAUGGGUAUUUUACCACUGAAUCUUUUGUCAUACUUGAAAGAAGGUGCCGAAGCUUCUCUCGAUUUUGGCUCGAUAACUGCGCUCAUAUUUCUAAUAACUGGAAUGCAUUACCUAAUUGUUGGAAUUCAUUAUAUACUCAGACCCAAAGACGUCGCCAUAAAACCAGCUAAUAAUGGUGCCGUGCCAUCAAUAAAUAUACUAGGUGCCAAUAGUACACCGAUCAAUUACAUUAAUGGGCAUAAUGUGAGAAGAGAAGCUGCAGUGAAUGAUACAAAAGAAUCUGUAUUGUUCGUUAUGAUGCAUAAAAUUCUCGGCAUCCCAUCGGCACUUAUUUACCAAGCGAACACAUGUAAAAACAAACUUUGGUCCUGCGUACCAAGAAUGCCGUCUUGGGGUAGAGGUAACUCACAGCUGCUUCACGAAGAAAUGUCAUGUUCGUAUUUACCUUCAAAGAAAUCUCGAGAAGUAUUAAUUACUGAUCGCACGGGACACUAUUCAAAUAUGUCAGACGAUAUGACGUCACCGUCAAUUAACGGAUCACAUCAUUUGUUAGAUGAAAAUUAUGACAACUACAACGAAAGCGAUGAUCUUGUUGAUGCGACAGAACUACGCCGUCGUACUACAAGAAACGGGUCGGUACCUACAAGCAACUUUGCUUAUCCACCGUCACCUUCGAGGAGCAACACACCGUUUAUGACCGGUACCAACAAAAAUCAAUGUGGCGCAUUAACCAGAACUGGAAAACGAUGCCGUUUAUCUUCAAGUCUUGGAGGGAAUUUUUGUCACCGCCAUAGCAAUGGGUCUUCCUUUAUGGGUGAUUAAACUCUAAGGGACGUUAUGACGAGUCUAAAAGAAUAGGUAGUAGACAGGAAUAAUUCCCUCAAAAUAAUCGGUGUUGUCCUACUAUGUGAUAAAGAUUCAGAAGCUGCAGUAAAAUGAACCAAGAUACUGAGAGCGGUGUAUGAAUACCAAUUUUUGCGUGAUCGUUUUAUCUUUAUAAACAAUUAGUUUUUAUCUUGCUCAGUAAAAUCAUUAGACUAUCUAAAUUUACAAAAUAUCUUUAUGUCAACUGCAAUAGUUUUUCCGGUUUUUAUUUGUUGUUUUUUGAUUUAUGGCUUCAAAUAAGUAAUAAGGUAGUACUGACAUUUAUUAUCGCG